AUGAUAGAAGCAAAACUUUCUACUCCAUUAUCUAUUCUAAUUGGAUCAUUUAAUACUCAUAAAUAUUAUCCUCCUACGGAUAUUAAUCUUUCUUCAUGGUUAAUUUAUCAAUCUAUUACUCCUCAUAUCAUUGCUAUAGGUCUUCAAGAGUUACCAUUCAGUUAUCUAUUUCUUCAACAAAAAUCUGAAUAUCAAUGGAUAAAAUUAAUUGAAAAAACUCUACCAAAUUAUAAAUUACUUUCUCGUGUUCGAUUGAAUGGAAUAAUUCUUUUUAUUUAUAUUCAAUCAUCAUAUUUUGAUCAGUGUUCAGCAAUUUCUACUGCUCAAGUUCGAACAGGUUUUAUGAAUUUAUAUGGAAACAAAGGUGGUGUUGGUAUUCGAUUUGAAUUUAAUCAAACAUCUUUAUGUUUUGUAAAUUGUCAUUUAUCAGCCGGUGAAAAUUCUCAUGCAUUUUGUUUACGAAAUAAACAAUAUUCAUUAAUUCAUCAAUCUAUGUUAUUUAAAUCUCAAUGUAAUCGAUAUCAAUGGAAUAUAAAUGAUCAUAAUGCUAUAUUCUUCUUUGGAGAUUUAAAUUAUCGUCAAACAGAAAUAAAUCAAGAUGAAUUAAAAGAAAAAACAAAUAUAUUAAAAACAUAUUCAGAAUCAGAUAUUAAAUUUCCACCAACAUAUAAAUAUAAACUUAAUUCAAAUUCAUAUAAUGUCUUACGACGUUCAUCAUGGACAGAUAGAAUAUUAUAUCGAAGUAAUCAAUGCCAUAUACAAUCAAUUAAUUAUUGGACGACAUCGAUGAUUAAAUUUAGUGAUCAUCGACCUAUUGCUAAUCUAUUCUUAUUAUUACGUUUAAUUCGUUAA
Messenger RNA from Rotaria sp. Silwood1, 852 nucleotides. Lineage: Eukaryota; Metazoa; Rotifera; Eurotatoria; Philodinida; Philodinidae. The record is from the annotation of a GenBank genome assembly.